CCCACCCACUUGAAAAGUCCCAUCUCCAAAUUACUAAUAAGAAAAUCAAAACAAAAACAUAAUUCCAGAUGGUAAACAUGAAGGAAGAGCAAAGCUCUAUGUCUAUGUUUGCCGAGGAUAUCCUGAGGGAAUACGGCUCCUUCAUAUCGGACCACGAUGGGAAACUAAAGCUUUUGCGUGAUAAAGUGCCUAACUCGGAUGUCUUGGAGCCCACAACGUGCGUAAGCAUGUCGCCCGUGAUAGAGGUCAACUUUGUGGGCAAGCUCACCAAGAUUCCGCAGAGGAGCUUCGAGGAAUCGGAGCUUGCAGCGAAUAAACCGCUGACAACGCUGGCGAAUCUGUGCAACCAGUGCCGGAACCUCUCCCGGAAGGCCAAGAGGUUCCAGCUGGCCUUUCUGUUCAGCGACUUUCGGUUGGAUGAUGCGCCGGCGGAGGGCUCCAACCUGGAGGGAUCCCUGGUCCGCAUGAGCAGCUCCAUGGACUUCUUUUGCCAGGUUUACUUCUUGCUCAAACGCAUGAUUGUGAUAAUCCAGAACAUGUGGAGGCAACUGGCCGCCUCCGUCUGCGUGCCGGCGGAUGUUACCGAGGUCCAUAUAUUCGCUGUUUUUGAUGCCAUGACUGAGGUACUGGAGCACAUAGUGGUUUUCAAUGAGCUGGCGAGCCAGUCGAAGAUCUUCACCAUGUGGGCGUUCUACAAGAAGUGGCUGCUUAACCUGUCCAACAGUCAAGCCGAGAACUUGGAGCUCCACAACCUCAGCACCUCGCUGGUGGACAUAGAAGGUCUGAUGACCAAGGAUUUCUUUAGGAUUCUUCUAGAUAACCUAAUGGAACUGAAGAGGGAAUUCAAUCUGAACGUCGUCAACCACAUCACCCAACAUUCCAAUGCCUAUAUACGCAAGUUGCUCCUGGCUAUCGAUGCGAGCCAGAGCAACGAGUACCGGAACUACGAGGAGCCCAGGCACAUCAUUCGCCUGACUGCCUUUGUGGCGCUGGUGCAUGAGUUUGGCAUCCAGCUGGAGGGAAAGCUGGUCAAGAGCCUUGUGGACUCGGUGACCAGGCACAGGCAGGUGCCCCUCAACCGAAGUGUCUUCUGGUCGCCCUCCGCCUUCCUCUCGCAACACGCCAAGAGCCUGAUGAAGGCACCAGCGGCCCGAUCCCAAGAUGUACAUGGUCAUGGGCCGAAGAUCCACAGCACAGUGCUGGAGAAGCUCAGGCUGGGCGACCAGAAGAGCUGCCGCCAGUUGGGCACCCAAAUAUCAGUGUGGUCCAUCCGAAUGCAAAGGGUCUUCGAUGUGGGAGUCUUCGGGCAUCUCAAGACCUUCUCGCAGCUCAUCCUCAGUGGCCACGACUAUGCCGAGCAAGUCAGCCACCUGGCCGUCUCGCUGAUCAACCGCCAUGUGGCUCUGAUGACGCCGCUGACCAAGGCGGACUGGUUCCUUGUCUGCCGCUUGCUACAGUACCUGAACGCUCUGCAGAGGACCUUCGAGGCGAACCAAAUCAACUUUGUGCGCUUCAUCAGCUCGCUGAUUCAGUGGCAGAAGCAAAAGGUCCUGCACCUGCUGCACACCACCAAGAAGAAGAUCGUGGACCUGAAGUUGCUGCAGCGCAAGAUGAACUUCCUGUCCACCAUGAAGCUGGCCGAGAGGUCGAUAAUGGGCUUUCCGAGCAGGCAGCGCUUGACCUUCAUAAAUCUAGCCCUGGGCGAGUUUCUGGACAAUCGCCUGCUGCCCGCCGACAACCAGAAGCUGAUCCGGUCGAUUCUCUCGCGAGCUAACAAUAUCAGCAACUUUAUGCGCGAUAUAAGAGGGCAGCUGGACUCGUCGGAUGCCUCGCGGCUGGUCUACAGCUACUGGUUCCUCAGCACUUCGGUGCUCAAGGAGUUCACCGAGCAGCAGCGCAAUCCGUACUCGCUGCAGAACAUAGUGUCAGCCAGCCAGCAUCUGGACAAGAUCAUGGCCACCUUUAGGGGCUCCAGCUCCGGCAGCACCAAGCAAUCGGCCAAUGACUUGAUAAUUGAGUUUCUGAGCAACCACCUGGAGUUCUUUCUGCGGGUGGAGGCCCUGUCGCACCUGUUCCAGAACCAGGUCCAACCAUUCCAGCAAAGUGCCUUAGACUAUCGCCUCUGCAUCAAGGCGGCGGCCUUCGAAAGCGGCGGUGACUAUAGUAUUAUAAGAGACAACCUGGAGAACUACUUUACUGCCACGUUCUACAACCUCACGACCAUUGCCCCGCACGACUGGAAGUCGUACGAGAAGAUGCGUCACCUGGCCAACAAGGUCCUGCAGCUGCGUCCCAUCGACGAUCACCUGCCCAACCAGAUAAUUGACCAGGGCAUAGAUGUGCUGCAGAUCAUGCGCAAUAUCCACACCUUCGCCUCCUCGUACGCCUACAACAUGAACCUGCAGCUGUUCGUGGAGACGCACAGCAGGAGCAAGCACCUGGACAUCAUUGGCACCCGGCACGUGGCCAACUCGGUGCAGACGCACGGCACGGGCAUCAUCAACACCACCGUCAACUUCAUCUACCAGUUCCUGCGCCAGAAGUUCUACACCUUCUCCACCUUCCUGCACGACGAGCAGAUCAAGUCGCGGCUGCUCAAGGAGCUGCGCUUCCACUCGGAGCACAAGCACAGCAAGCCCUACCAGUCGUACCCCUACGAGCGGGCCGACAGCUUCCUCAAGAAGAUCAGGAAGCUGGGCUGCUCCAGCAACGGCGAGACCUACAUGGACCUGUUCAGGAAGGUCAUCACCCAAGUCGGCAACGCCGUGGGCUACGUGCGCCUCCUGCAGGCGGGGAGCAAGAACGCCAACUUCCGGAGCCGCUCGUACAAGACCAGGUUCGACAGCAGCCUCGGUUCCGGGGGAUCCAAGGUGCACGCCGCCACGGAGGGCUCCAUCAGGGAGUACGAGAAGAGCCUGGGGCACAUGAAGGAGUGCUACUCGGACAGCACAAACUACUUCAAGCUCCUCCUGCAGGGAUUCCAGCCCUUCCUGUGCAACCCGCACAACCACCACCUGCGCACCUUCUACCUCAUCACGCCGGCGCUCAUCAUGAACUACAUCGACCACCGGGUCAGGCAGAAGCUGAAGAUCCACAAGAAGGACCUGGCCCGGAUCUCGCUGUUCGAGGACGGCUUCGCCAUCGGCCUGGUCUACAUCCUCAGCAUGCUGAACCAGCAGGCCGAGUUCCACGAGCUCGGCUGGAGCCAGACGACCAGCCAGCACCUCGGCGCGGAGCGCGCCAAGGUGCGCGACGUCCUGGCGCGCCAGCAGGGCGCCGCGGAGGAGCGGCUGGACGAGAAGCUGCUCCAGACGCUGGCCAUAACCGAACGACACGUGAACGCCUACGAGCACGAGUACAGUCUGCUGUACGCCACCCUGAGCAGCUCCGAAAUAUUCUUCCAAUAAAAAAACACUGCGGACUCAGUA
Molecule: messenger RNA, 3428 nt
Organism: Drosophila biarmipes
Lineage: Eukaryota; Metazoa; Arthropoda; Insecta; Diptera; Drosophilidae
Gene: SWIP
Product: WASH complex subunit 4
Exons: 9
Coding region: 69-3407 (1112 amino acids)
Biological process (GO): endosomal transport; endosome organization
Cellular component (GO): endosome; WASH complex
Source: RefSeq, a predicted model, not a curated record